AUGUCAACGAAUACUAACACCAACACCGCUUCCCAUACAGCCAAGCCUGAAAAAUCACGACUCCGUGCAGCCAAGGCAUGCAGACGAUGCAGCCAGCGCAAAAUCAAGUGCGAUGCAGUACAGAAUGGACUACCAUGCAGUCGAUGUCGGAUGGACAAUACAGAUGAUUGCACGCUGACUCUGUCACGAAGAGGCACCUAUGAUAGAAACGUAGCGCGUGACCUGCGAUUGAAACGACAACUGCAAUCGUCAUCUGCCGGAGUCCCUGAUCCAUCACGUCCAAGUGCACAGGGUAAUGCGGCAGCUAGAAGAACAUAUUCUGAAGGCAGCCGAUCCACAGUCGAAGCUCCUCUGGAAACGACGCCUUCCCCCUUGGAAUCUGGGAGCUCCCGGCAAUCAAUAGCUGGCUCGUUGACUGGUUCCAUUGGGCGCUCAAAGUCGGCUAUGUUUGAGGAAUUUUUGAGGUGGAGAGACAGAAAGAUUAAAGGAAGACUGGGGCUGUUUCUUCUUGGAGAACCGUCCCCAUUGACGUUUGCCCUGGAAGAGCUCCCGCAGGGCUCUGGCCCUCAGCUUCAUGAUGCAAGUGACCAGAUAUGCAAUAGCUCCAAUCUGGAGGUCAUUCAAAAGGAUGUUCACCCACAACAUCUGGAUGAAGCCGAUAUCACGUAUCUGAAGGCCAAGGGGGCGUUUACCCCCCCAUCGGAAAAGACACUGGAUGAUUUGGUUGCAGUUUACCUGUCACGUUUCCAUCCUCUCUACUCCAUAGUGAACAAGGUUGAGCUUGAAAAGGUCCAUAAGGAGCACAAGCUCCCAUGGAUUCUUCUUCAUGCUGUUUGCUUCAUCGGAGCAACUUUUUGUGAACCAUACAUACUGCAUUCCGCUGGGUUUCUGUCUCGAAGCGAUGCCCGCCGCCACUUCUAUCAGAAAGCAAAGCUGCUAUUUGAUGCUAGUUAUGAGGCCAACAAGAUUAUUUUGCUUCAGGUGGCUAUUAUGCUGAGCUUUCGGGGCCCUCAAAUGCAGAGUUAUUGGAAUCCAUGCUCCUGGGUCGGCUUUGGGGUGACAUUUGCUGUCUCGCUAGGUCUCCAUCGUUCUACAGCCUCAUCAAAUGCACCCGGCGGUGAUACAGGUCUACUGAGGAGACUCUGGUGGACAUUGGUAGUGCGAGAUACCUACUGUGCCGUCUUACUCGGGCGCCCUUUUCGUAUCGAUCUUCCCCAUUCUGACGUGGAGAUGCUGACGCCGGAUGAUUUUAUCUACGACAGCCACGAUGAAGCCUUCUACCAAAUUCAGAUGGCACGUCUGUCUCCAAUCCUGCGGGACAUUACCCAUUGCCGCUCUGGAGACCGGAAGCUCUACCCACAGGUCGUCCACGCACAAAUCGAGGCGUGGCGAGCUGACCUGGAGGUCUCGCUCCAACAGUGGCCAGGUGGAUCUCCUUCCUUGACGUGGUCAACUGCGCUGGAGGUAAUUUACAAUUAUUAUCUCUUGCUUCUAUAUAUCGACAAACCUGAUGUAUCUCGGCAGCAAAUGUUCUAUCGGCAACCGGGCUCCGAGCGUCCCUCCCAGGAACUGGUUGAAUCAACAGCCAGAGCCAUUGCAUCCAAGGCGAUCACCCUUAUGACCAAGGCCCGCUUGUCUUACCUCCCUCAUGAGGUAUUUCCGGGAUUCUUCGUCGCUGGUAUCAUCCAUUACCGGCAAACGCAGCAGAAUGACCCAAUGGUGGCUCAGAUGGCACGCGCAAGUUUGGACAAUUGCCGUGUUAUCCUCAACGAAGUCAAGGAAUUCUGGGAACCUGGUGAAUGGGCAAUCGAAAUCUUUGAUUUCCUCAACAUGAGCCAACAGGACAACUCACUGAGAAAUGCUAGCCCGUCACCUUGUCAAGGGCAAGCAAACACCACUACACUUCACACCGAUAUUCCCGCAGACUUCCUCCCACAGGAGGACAGUGGCUUGUUGAACCAUUAUAUUUUCGGUUCCAACUGGGAAACAGUUAUGCAAGGAGGGCUUGCACAUUCCGCAGACGACUCCUUACUGAUGCCAUGCUUUCUACCAUCAGUUGUCGAUGAACGGUCCUUCCUUCAGCCUUAA
Messenger RNA from Aspergillus fischeri NRRL 181, 2088 nucleotides. RefSeq names its product Zn(II)2Cys6 transcription factor. The transcript has a single exon. Gene Ontology annotation, biological process: DNA-templated transcription; regulation of DNA-templated transcription. NCBI's taxonomy places the organism in Eukaryota, Fungi, Ascomycota, Eurotiomycetes, Eurotiales, Aspergillaceae. The record is from RefSeq and is a predicted model, not a curated record. Gene Ontology annotation, molecular function: DNA-binding transcription factor activity, RNA polymerase II-specific; zinc ion binding; DNA binding. The coding region runs from base 1 to 2088 and encodes 695 amino acids.